Phyllotreta striolata is the source of this 5612-nucleotide messenger RNA. The record is from the annotation of a GenBank genome assembly. NCBI's taxonomy places the organism in Eukaryota, Metazoa, Arthropoda, Insecta, Coleoptera, Chrysomelidae.
GGGCAGACUAAAAACUUGCCGUCCGUAUAUGAAGACUAGUUUCACAAUCGCGAUUCGCGAUAUGAAAUUGUUCUCGAUAUCUUGAGAAGUUGUUGGGUGCAUAUUUUUUUAUGAAAAACUCCACAGACAUGUUAGUACUAAGAGUGUUCAGUGUUAUUUUCUUAUUAGGAUUGUCUUUUGCGUCUGACCCGUUCGAUUAUGCAGCUCCGAAAUUGUCCAUCGACAAUUUGGAGAACGGUUACCACGGCAUCGUGAAGGAGAACGAGACCGUGGUGGAGGUGACGCCGGUGAUCAAGGCAUUGGGCGAGGUUUGUCGAUUCCGCAUCGUGAACAAGCACCACGGCGAGGCGCCCUUCGACAUCAUCCUGAAGGACGACGGGUACGCCGAGCUGCGGGCCAAGAGGGUGCUCAAUUGCGAGAAGAGGAAGAACUACAAGUUCGAUAUCGCCGCCGUCGGUUGUAAUGGAAAGCAGAGCUUGAGCGCCACCGUACAUAUCACCGUGUCCGACGUCAACGAAUACGCCCCGACGUUCUCGGAGCCGAGCUACGUGCGACAAGUCGACGAGGGCAGAAUUUACAGCGAGAUCGUUCGCGUCGAGGCGACCGAUCGCGAUUGCACGCCCAAAUUCGGCGACGUCUGCAAGUACGAGAUACUCACCUCCGAUCAGCCCUUCGUCAUCGACACCGAUGGAAUCAUCAGGAACACGGAACCUUUGGACUACGAACGUUCCCACAAUCACAUCCUCUCGGUCAUCGCGUACGAUUGCGGCAUGCGGCAGAGUUUUCCCGCUUUGGUCACCAUCAAAGUGAACAGGGUGUGCAGGCUGGGCUGGAGAGGACUGCCCGAACGCGUCGACUACGCUCCGAUGACCGGCAAACAGGAAUUGUUCCCUUCCGCCAACUUGGAGCUCUGCGACGUGCCCUGUAACGUACGGGAACUCAGGACAAGAGUCGAUUUGGCUACAAGACACAUCGGGAAAGGAUGCGACAGAGACACUUACUCGGUACAAUCGCAAAGGAAAUUGUGCGGUGCUUCGCCGGCCGCCAUCGAUCUUCUGCCGAGUCCCGGAGUCGGUGCCGAAUGGACCAAGCCGCUCAUCUCGGACGAGGGUCACGAGAGCGAUCAGAUGUUUGAAUUUGACGGGGCCACGACUGCCGUUACAAUACCCACUACGGUUUUGAGCCAUGAUUUACCCACUACCUUCACUAUAUCAACAUGGAUGAGACACGGGCAACAUCCCAAUCAAGACAAGCAUUUGAAGGAGCAUAUUUUAUGCACAGCCGAUGAUCACAAAAUGAACAGACAUCAUUACGCUCUGUUCGUAAGAAACUGCAGAUUGAUUCUACUGUUGAGAAGGGACUUUUCCGAAGGCGAUUUGAACAUAUUCAGACCGGCCGAAUGGAGAUGGAAAAUAUCACAGGUUUGCGACGACCAAUGGCAUCAUUACGCGAUAAACGUUCGCUUUCCGGACAUCCAAUUGUAUAUCGACGGCCAACUGUUCAGAGCCGAGAAAAAAAAUCCCGAAGUAAUCGAUGAUUGGCCGCUUCAUCCUACAAAGGGAAUUAACACCACUCUCACAAUCGGAGCUUGCUGGCAAGGUUCCGAUAACAAAAUGAGGCACCACUUGAAAGGGUAUUUAGCCGGCCUAAGUAUUCUGCUCAGAGAUACCGAGAAACCGGAGGUACUCAGUUGCUUGCAUCAAUGUAAAGAAAGCUUACAAGUACCGGCUAUGGAGCUGUUGCAGCCCGGCAUGGAAUUAUUGACGAAUUCCGAUUUGACCGAAGUAACGGUCGAAGGGGACAAUCGCACGAAUUUGGAAACGCUCGUACGCAAAAUCGGCUACGCCAACACCAGGGAAUUCCCGACGCCGGGCCGCAGGAAUUUACGUUUGACGACCACCGUCACUUGCGAUAAUGGCAAACAAGUUAAGGUGCCGGACGCCCAAACGUACGUAAUGGUUUUGAGACCGCAAACGCCGAGCAUAAUGUUAAACGGUACCGGUAACAUGGCGAGGAAAUACGAGGAUUUCCGAAUGGGCGUAAGAGUAUUGGCCGAUAUACACAUAACGGGCGAACAGAAAUUGGACAAAUGCCAAUUGACUAUCUAUCCCAAUUUGAAUCCCGACCAUGAGAAUCUGAGCGUGCCGGAGGAAAUGUUGAAACGAUUAGGAAUGGCGGCGCGCAUUUCGAAAGACGGCGUCACCAUUACCGGAUCCGACAUGGUAUUCAACUAUCAGCAACUCCUGCGCCAGAUAAUGUACACUAAUCGCAAGCCUGCUUACUACCUCAACAGAGUCUUCAAACUCACUUGUUCAGAAUUGAACGGUAGAUUCACUUCUAAUGAAUACGUACAAACGCUAACGGUAAUUCAUCCGCAACCGAAGGAAACCAUCGCACACGCCACGAUCAACAAGCAUUCCGUGGAAAUUAAACCGGCUUCCAUCAUAUCGCACGAUUACAUUGCCAACGAACGCGUCAGUAUGGUAGCCGCCGGCGGCUCGCACGCCGUCACCAUCAUAGUGGUGGUUUGCGUCGGUUUCCUGUUGUUCAUGAUCGUCUUGGGAGUGAUUAGAAUCCGAGCCGCCCAUCAGAGAACCUCUAACGAGGAGGCGCAGGACGGCGAAAUGACGUGGGACGAUUCCGCUCUAACCAUUACGGUCAAUCCGAUGGAGAACGCCGAGAGGAAAUUGGAAGGGGGAGCCGCUUUGGAAUACAGCGACACCGAACAAUCGGACUCGGAGAGCUCCUCCGACGACGAGAACAUGGACGGGCCGUGCAGAGUGCAGGAUUCAUCCGACGAGGACGACGAGCAGCCGAGCCGCAUCAGAAAGCACGACUAUCAAAACGUCAGUCAACUAGAGUGGGAUAAUUCCACAAUGUAAAAUCGUAGGUGAAAAGUAACGAGACGAGCAUUGUACGGAUGAAUGAUUGUUCAACGCUUUUCAAAAUAACUCUCAAGGGCAUAAAGGUUUGGAAAUACGUUUGGAAUCUUUUUGGAUUUUAUUGCUAAAUAGUAUUGAGCUUUAACUUGGAAAUGACAAAAAAAAUAUGUCCAAUUAUACUAAUUAAAAAGAAUAGUACACAAAAGAUUCCAAAACUACUUUGUGCGUAUUGCUAUAUUAUAGAAAAAUGUAACCUUUUUCGAAAUAUUCCAGUUGAAUCAUCCUCCGCAUAUUGUUCGUCGAUGUGAAAAGAAAGGUGCGACGCGUCUAUUUCACGCAAACAGUGCCAUAGCGUGCACUCGAGACGCCGUACUUACCUAAAGCAAAUGUACGCCUAAAAAACCAGCUUGUAAUUUCCCUGGAAAAAAUUCGAUUUUUUUUACAACUCGCACCCGAGCCAUUUUGUUCUCGAAUAUCUCGGUAGAAUUGGCAGCUGAUGAAUACAAAUCGAAUAACGCACGUGCGCAAGGGUUAUAGGGAAAAUCGAAUUGUUUCAGUACAUUUGCAAAAUGCUACGCUUCAACGCCUACCUGUUUGCUUUGGUAGUGUACGGCGUUUGAUAUCAAUAAAUUAAUCGUCCAUAUUUGUUAGAGAUAUAUAUACAGGUUGUUGUAUAUGUAUAUCCAUACACCUCUUUUAGCUAGUAAUACAUAUUAUAUUAAUAAUGCUGUUUUUCACCCCUUUCUGCUUGUAAUUUUGCUUUGUAUUUUAUAAGUUUCGAUUGGGCAAUUUGAUUUUUACAUGUUAGAAAUAUUUAUUGAGUUUUGGUUUUUACAAAACGACGUACGAUCAAAUGAUGCAAUUGAAUAUAUUUUCAAAAAUUUACUCAAUAUUAUUUCCAAGUGAUAUUUUACGUAGAUUGUUUUAUUAAUUCAUUUAAUACCAAAUCUAAGACACAAAAGAUUUUUUUUUAUUUUCAAAUAAUAAUUGAAUGUUAUUUGAAAAAAGUCUUGGUUAAGAAAUUUAUAAUUUUUUUGUCAAUUAUUUUUUAUCAAUUAACUCCGUCCUACAUUUUUUUGUAAAUUGAAAUUAUAUUCGAUGUAAUCAGUAUCGUCGAUGGAAUGAGAACGUUUAAAUAACCAGUGGUUAAAUAAUACAUAAGUUUCUAUAAUCUUGUUAUAUUAAAUCAGUAUUUUUUUUGUACGCCUAAACGAGGCCUAUCGAUAUAUCGCUUCUUUUUUUGUAUUUUUUUUUGUCUUUACAUAACUUAUUUUUUAUUUUAUAACCUUAUACUAAAUAUUAAUCUUUUUAUCUAUCUACACUAUAAUUGAACUAACCAAGUACUCAUUUUUUUAUAAUUCGAAUGCGCUUUUUUGUACUUACUUUUAUUUAGUUAGAUUUUAAGUGUUUUUUGCCCUAUUGCACCUUUACUCUAAAAAAACCUCGAUCAUAUCAAUUUUUUAAAUGUGCAAUCAACAAUGACUGGUUUGUUUUCCAUUUCAAACACUAACACAAAUAAAUCAUCAGUGAAAAGUUUAUUAAGAAUUAACGGAUUACUUUACCUCGCAUUUAUUUCGAAUUAAUUUUUAAUAAAUAUUUUUUAAAAGAAGCAAACGGCUAAUAAAAAAACAACAAACUGGUAUAAGUGACUAGGUUGCGAAAACGUUCGAGUACAGAUAGAAAAUUUGUUAAUUUUGAAAAUCCUAAAUUUUAUGGGAAAAUGCAAUUUGUGGUUUUGUUUGAAAUGAUUAAGUAAAAUUUUCUACAACUUUUUCUACUUAGAUUUGGUGUUUUCUCUUUCUCUCGCACAAUUUCAUUUUCUUUCAGAACAGUAGUCGAAAAAGUGUGUAUAUAAGGUUUUGCAGCUAAAAUAAUAUUUUUUUGUAAGUAGUUAACAGUACUUAAUUAAAAAUAUAAAAGUAUACAUAUUACAUGAUAAAUUAAAAAAAUGGUUACUUUUUAUUUUUUCUAAAAUAGUUCGGCAAUGUAAUAAACAGUAGUCAAAUGAAGAGAAAGAUUAUAUCAUAUGAUGCAAUAUUUAGUGUUGUAACUUCUGUUUUGAUAGACUCGUUUCUUUUGUAAAAGUGUCGCAGUUUAGGAAUUAGUAGCUGUGAUGUCAAAAAUAAGAACUACUUAGGUUUAGAAUUAUUCAAGCACUAACUUUCUCUGUGCUUUAUUUGAUGUUCUCGAAAACCGAUUUGCAAAUAAUUUUUGAACAAAGUCUGCUCUACAAAUCGUAUAACAAAUGUUGGAAAAAAGAAAAUAAUAAUGUAGUUGAAAAGUUUACAGGGUGUUUAAAAUUGUUUCGUAUAAUUCUUAUACUAUUAUUCACGUGUUAAAAGCAUUCAGUAAAUUUGUAAAUAUCUGUAGAUAGAUUAUUUUUGAUAAAUUUUGUAUUCGAUUUUAUAAAUUGUUGAUGAAACGCUUCACCUUGAUUGAGUUCUGUUUUACAUAUUUUAUGGAAACGCGGACCUAUGGGGAAUUUUGAAUCGAACAAAAUAUUUGCAAAUCGGUACGAUCUAAUUUACUUCAGAUGAAAUGACACUAUUUUUGACAAAAUACGUAACAAACAAACUGUUACAUUCCAAUAAUCGUAAUAUUUAUUUGUAUGUGAAAGUUUAUAUCUUAUUGAUAAAUGGCUUUUUUGGUGUGUUAAAAAAACAGAAUCAAAUAAUUCGAAUGUCUUUAGGUGUUGAAAACCACAAUAAUUAUGUAAUACAUGAAUGUAUA